GCUGCCUUUUCUUUUUGUGUUUUUUACUCCUACGGCCCAAAGUUUAUAAAUCCGAACACAACUACCUUUCAGCAAUAGCGGCCGAAUACCCCUCGAAUCCUUGCAUACCCAAAGAAAACAUGCCGUCCCAACAAUCCACGCGAUCCUCCAGCCACAAAACAAUGUCGAGUCUGGGGUUAGCGUCAGUAGCUCUUGUCGCCCUGUCGUCGUGUUCUGUGGAAGGAUUCUCUCCCGUCUCCAACGCGGCUCUUGCUCCCCCCAAAACCCAAUCCACGGUUGUUGUCACAAGCGCCAGCUAUGGUCGAGACAGAAGCACUCACCUGAAAAUGUCCUCCGAUGCGCAAGACGAGGUUGCCAAGCUCAAAGAAAUGGCUGCCAAGGCCCGCGAAGAAGCCGCAGCACUUGCCAAGGUACGUGACGGAGACGCCACGGCGACGCAUCGAACCCAAUGCUUGUCCAAGUCUGCCGGGCAUGACUAUUUUCCCCGAUGAGAUCUCUCGGAGCGAGAAACGAUUCUCGAUCCGAUUGCAAAGUUGUCGACAAUGGUGCCAAAAUGGACGCCGUGCUGCGAUGUCUCUGGAUGUCAAGUGUUUCCGCGUUCUCACACUGUAAAAAUUUGUCGUGCCCAACUACCGUACUCGCUGCACCUCACAGGAACUCGGUUACGAGGACGAAGACCUCGGAACCAAGGGUGCCAGCGGCAGCUCUACGGCCGCGCCGCCCAAACCUUCCAAAACCACCGAGGAAGUCGCUGCUUCCAUUCGCGCGAUCGAUUUCAACAGCGGUUCCGCCUCCGACCAGGUGUCGGCCCUGGAUGCAUUGCGAAGCGAGGGAAGCUUGUCUUUGUACAAAAGCGCCACGGCGGAAGCCGGAUCGGGUGACUUGCGGUCCUACCCAUGCUCUCUGGGAAUGCUGGAGAACCGUGCGGGUCUGACGUCCGAGAAGCUCGGCAUCGGGGAAGAGGAGGUUAGCCUCGACGACUUCAAAUACGGAACGCUCUGGAUCACUGGAGGGUGCACCGUCGCCGGAAUAGCCUCACUAGCCCUACUGCCCGAAAACAUCGGAGCGACACUCUGCUACUUCUUGGCCCUCAUCCCCAUUCUGUGGCUGGCCGUGGGAUCAACGGUCCCUGCCGCCAUUGCCAACCUUAUUUUGCUGGUAAAGGGCAACGACGACGGCGGUGUGGACCGGACCGAUCGAGUCUGCCGGCACGAGGCCGCCCACUUUCUUUGCGGGUACCUGUGUGGCCUCCCUGUCGCCAGCUACGCCACCGCGGACGACUCGGACGUCCCGCGGGUGGAGUUCCAUUACUCGGCCGAUGGAGCGGCCACCGCGAACCGGGAACUGACCAUGGACGAGGUCAACGCGCUGACGGUUGUGGCGCUUUCGGGGGCUGUGUCGGAAGCGAUGGCCUUUGGCAAGGCCCAGGGGGGUGCCGGCAACGCCGAUCUGACCGAGCUCCAAAACAUCUUUCGGAAAUCGGAGCAAUUUCUUGGGGCCGAAAAACAGCAAGACAUGACGCGGUGGGGUGCCCUUACCGCGUACCGGUUGCUGAACUCGAACUCGAAGCAACUGAACGCCCUGGUCGAGGCCUUUCGACAGAAGAAAUCCGUCGCCGACUGCGUGGCCAUCAUCGAAGAGAAAGCAUAAAACCGAGACGAGAAUACCAGCAUUUGACAUUACAGGGAGACUUUUAUUAAACAGAUUAUACUUUA
Molecule: messenger RNA, 1715 nt
Organism: Pseudo-nitzschia multistriata
Lineage: Eukaryota; Bacillariophyta; Bacillariophyceae; Bacillariales; Bacillariaceae
Source: the annotation of a GenBank genome assembly